Molecule: messenger RNA, 210 nt
Organism: Sparassis crispa
Lineage: Eukaryota; Fungi; Basidiomycota; Agaricomycetes; Polyporales; Sparassidaceae
Exons: 2
Coding region: 1-210 (69 amino acids)
Source: RefSeq, a predicted model, not a curated record
AUGGCCUUCGCUGGUCUUGGCCCACCACCCGCCCCAGCGCCUUCAAGAGUUGUCGAUCUUCAGUCCUGGCCCACCACCCGCCCCAAUCACCCACAAAUCGUCAUGGCUGGCGGUGUCGACGAGUCAGCAUGCGGAGCGGACACGACCGUGGCCACAACGACAAACGCACCUCUUGCGUGGCCAUCCGUGCUUAGCACACCUGCGGGCUGA